AUGAAUGAAGAAUCAGACUAUAGACAAUUCGAGCUACCUCGAACCUUUUCAAAAAAUAACUCCCGUGAAUUCAAUUCUAGAGUCGGCGUCGGCGAGCUUCCGACACUUCCUGCGCUCGAGGCAAAGGAAACAGACUUGGCUGAGAUCAGCCAUCAGGGACCUCCACAGACGCCAGAAUCACAAUUUGUUGAGUUCGACUUGAGCAGCAAGCUGCUGGAGCCGCAUAUUGUUAGCACUGACGACGUCACGAAACGACACCAGCAUAAAAUAUCAGAAGUCUCGGCAGAAUAUCCUGAGAAUGAAGAGGAGGUGAAGAAGGAGAAGCCGGAAGAGGACUUUUUCAAUUCAGGCACCAGUGACUGGAAGGAAGUGAAGAAAGUAGCCAAGGAGGAUUUUUUUGAUGAGAGAGGCAACCUUGAGUUUACUAGAGACAGGGAGUGUGACAUGCUUGACCAUAGAGAUGCUCGAGGGUAUACUAAGAUAGACACCGAGGAGCAGUUAAACAAGUACGCUAGGCUUGAUAGAAAAACAGAUUUCUUGUUUGAGCUUCAGGGGCUGCGGAACCAAAAGGAUUGCGAAGAUGAAGAUGACGAAGACACCUUUGACUACGGAGACGAGGCAAUUGAUUCGAAGGAGACUCUUGCUGGUACAAGAGGGCUUCUAACAGAAUCCCAAAAAUUUGCAUAUAUUGGUAUGGUGAAGCUUAUAACAGUGGAUAUGGCCACAGAAUUGGCGAAACUAAACCAAAGAACGACGUUUAAAAUGUCGAAACCCAUGAGCCUAGCACAGAAAAAUUUUUCGAACUGGACAAGAUACAUCAUGUCCAAAUUGGAGGACCAUCUAGAUCUCAAUAAGCAAGAGAAGAACAUGAUAGAAAAUUUAAGCGUUCAUGGAGUCCAAGUGGAAGACUUAUCACAGAGUUUGUUGAUGCUUGAGACGCAGAAGCCUAUCGUUCAUCAGCUAUCCAAAGAAUUUGAUUUACGCUGGGUUCUUGUGUGUGACUUGUUUUUGCUACUUCUUAGUGAUGGGUACUACGAUUGCAGAUCGAGAACACUCCUCAUCAAAUUUGCCAAUUAUUUGGGAAUUCUCAACAUCGAGAUUUACCAAUUUGAGCGAAGACUUAUAGAGAGUUUGGAAUUGGAUACAAGUCACAAAACCAUCGAGAACAGAGACGAUAAGUUGAGUGACAGGCUGUUCAUUGAGAAGCACAUUCAAAAGAAUAAGAGAAAGAGAUUGGCAUAUAUAGGAAUGGCAACAAUCGGCGGCUCGCUUGCCAUUGGGUUAUCUGCUGGUUUGUUGGCUCCAUUGAUUGGUGCCGGUUUGGCUGCUGGUUUGACCACUGUGGGUAUCGGUGGCACUAGUGGGUUUUUGGCAGGCGUCGGUGGCAGUGCAAUUAUCACAACUGGUGGUGUAGCAGCAGGUGCUAAGAUGGGGUCGAAAGCAGGCGCACGAAGGACUGGCGAUGUUCACACGUUUGAGCUUAAACCUUUACACAAUAACAAACGCACCAAUUUAAUCAUUACCGUCAGUGGCUGGAUGAACGGUGAUCUAGAUGAUGUGCGACUCCCAUUUUCCACAGUUGACCCAGUUAUGGGUGACAUGUUCUCGUUGCUUUGGGAGCCGGAAAUGUUAAGGUCUAUGGGCCAAACCAUUGGUAUUCUUGCAACUGAAGCGUUGAGUACGUCUAUUCAGCAGAUUCUUGGCGCCACCAUUCUUUCAGCGUUGAUGUCUGCCAUUCAGCUUCCCAUGGCCCUCUCGAAACUUUCGUAUUUGCUUGACAAUCCAUGGAAUGUGUCUCUAGAUAGGGCGUGGAAAGCAGGUAAAAUUCUUGCUGACACUUUGAUAUCAGGAAAUUUAGGUGUCAGACCAAUCACCUUGGUUGGAUUCUCCCUCGGCUCUCGAUUAAUCUAUUCUUGUCUUAUUGAUCUUGCCAAUCGUGGUGGAUAUGGUUUGGUGGAGAAUGUGAUUCUACUUGGAAAUCCUGUUGCCGUGAAGUAUGAACAGAUCACUUUGGCACGCUCAGUCGUCAGUGGUAAGUUCAUCAGUGGGUAUUCGAAAAACGACUGGAUCCUUGGCUACCUUUUUAGAGCAACUGGUGGCGGUCUUCUGUCCGUUGCGGGUUUGUCUCCUAUUGAAAAUAUCCCUGGCAUCGAAAAUUUUGAUUGCACUGAAAUGGUGGAGGGUCAUAUGGCAUACAGAAGGGCUGUUCCAAAGAUUUUAAGAGCAAUGGAUUGGGAAGUUUUGAGCGACGAAUUCGCUGAGAUUGAAGAACCUGACUCAGAACAAGGAGAGAGACAACGAAAACUUAUUACUGAGUUCGACGAGGCCAGGGCAAAGAUGGAGAAAGAAAAAAUGGAAGAAGCUCAGAAAGAUCAGAAGUCUUGGAAGAGCUGGUUCAAGCCCAAGCAGAAGAACUGGUGGGGUGUACUCGAUGAGGCAGCGAAGCAGGAGGAUGCAAAUGCCAAUCAAGGCGACCGAUUUGAAGAGUACGAGGAGUCAAGCACCCAAACUACCGGUGCUCUAAGGAAAGAAGACAACCAAUGCGAUUCCGGUGAAGCCAUUUUUGACUUAGACGCCUUGGCAGAGGAGAUCAAUGAUAUCGAAAAGCUCGGGGAACAAGAUGACGAGCAACUCAAGAAAGUCCGUCAAGAAGUUGAUACCGCACCGAAGACACAGACGUUGAAUGAAGAUAUCGAGCUUGAGCAACAACCAGCUACGAUGCUUCAAAACAUCAAAACCAAACUUCCAACAGCUUUUAAAAAAGACAGUAGUAGUGGAUGA
Messenger RNA from Candidozyma auris, 2781 nucleotides. RefSeq lists its product as uncharacterized. The record is from RefSeq and is a predicted model, not a curated record. Lineage: Eukaryota; Fungi; Ascomycota; Pichiomycetes; Serinales; Metschnikowiaceae. The coding region runs from base 1 to 2781 and encodes 926 amino acids. The transcript has a single exon.